AUGGCAGCGCUGAGACAGGAGCAUCGGUAUGGGCUCUCCUGUGGCAAAAUCAACAAAAACACCCCGAAUCAAACUCUUUAUCACGUCAAACUCACUGACACUGCCAUCCGGACCCUCGAAGGCUACCAGAACCUGAAGGCAUCACUAUCAAAUCAGCCAGCGAUUUGCUUCAAGGGGAGCCAGGGGUACGUUAAGAUCCCAGCGCCAACUCCUGAAGCUCCUGAUGGAUUCCGAGUCUUCUCCUUCUACCUUUCCAGUGACAGCAAAGACAAGCCUCAGUCUAGCUUCGACUGCAUUCACCAGUAUGUCUCAGGGGAGGGCAGGGAGCACCUGGAGGGCCAGGGCAGCAUUCAGGAUAAGAUCACAGUUUGUGCCACAGACGACUCCUAUCAGACGACCCGGGAGCGCAUGUCUCAGGUGGAGAAGGACAUCUGGAGCCGCUCAGCAAUUGAGAUCAAGCCAGGGCCAAGUAAGUGCGUGAAGGUCCAGAGGAAGCAGGGUCUGGUAUCAAGCUCAGAUAGCAGCAACAAGCACUCCCCCAGCAACAAGAGAAGUCUGGUUCCCAGCCCUGUGGCACACCGACCCUUGAGGGAUCGCAUCAUUCAUCUCCUGGCCUUAAAGCCCUACAGGAAACCUGAGCUGCUACUGUGGUUGGAGAGGGAGCGGGCCAGUCUAAAGGACAAGGCUGACCUGACCUCAGUACUGGAUGAGGUUGGUAAACUGAACCCUAAAGACCACAGCUACACUCUGAAGGAUGAGCUCCACAGACACGUCCAGAGAGACUGGCCUGGAUAUGCAGAGGAGGAGAAGCAACUCAUCCAUAGACUCCUAAUAAGGUGGAAACUACAGCCACUCCACAGUAGCCAGUUGAAGAGUCCCCAGUCCAACCAGUCAUUCCACAAAACCCCCGGAGACUCUCCUUCGCAUCUCAGCCCUGCCAAGAAUCUCUCUGUGAAACGUCCUUUGCCAUCGGACCCAUCCAACUUUCAGACCCCCAAAAAACAAAGACUAUUAGACCAGUGUUUGCCUUUGCAGUCUCCGUCUCACGGAGACUACGGCACCAAUGGGGCUCGUAGCUCCUCCAGUCAUGGAAACUCUAGAGUACAGAUCAAACUGGAGUUUGACAAACCCAGCAAUCAUCUCCAGGGGAGCCCAAAUGGUCUGUACUCGCCGCACAAACUUAGCGGGUCAUCUACUAUUCCCAAACCGGAGAAAACAGAGCCAGCUCCUACUGAACCCCACCCUAAGCCGCCACACACUGACACAUCCAUUUGCACUGACCAACCGUUCACCAACGGCCAACAUAAAAAGAAGAGGUCCAAAAAGCACAAAGACAAAGAACGAGAGCGCUCAAAACCAGAUUGGAUUGAGACGAGUCCAGAUCUGAAGCAUAACGGAGAAAAUCUCAAAGACCAUGAAGGGGAGAAAACACCUGUCAAUCGAACCUCAGCAGAGGAACUGCCUGAAUAUUUAAUAAAAUACAGCACCAUAACAGCACUGGAGCAGCGGCAAGAGUAUAAGGACGACUUCUGUGCCGAGUACGAUGAAUACAGAGCUCUUCAUGCCCGGAUUGGGGCUAUCACAGAGAUGUUUGUUCAGUUGGGCUCAAAGAUCAACACUCUCUCCCCGGGAACACAAGAGUACAAGCUUAUGGAGUACCAAAUACUACAAAAGUACCGAAAGUAUAAGAAAAAGUUUCCUGGUUAUCGGGAAGAGAAGAAGCGAUGCGAGUACCUCCAUCAGAAACUGUCACAUAUCAAGAGCCUGAUCACAGAUUAUGACCAAACACAGGGACUCUCCUAGUAAACGGCUUCUACCCUCAGCAGGGUGUAAUAUGAUUGGACCAAAAGACUCCUAAUGGACCUAAAGACUGCCCAGCUGGGACCUGGAGUCGCCGAGACACUAUUCACUUUACUCCUCCGAGUGUUAAUGGAAUCGAGGAGCGAGGUUCUUUCUCAAAAGUGGGUGGAGACUACCGACUUGUGAUCAAAUGUUGCCCUUUAACAUUAUGGUUUUUAACUAAGAUUAUUGGCUGGAUUCUGUUCUGCUGUAAAAAAAAAAAAAAAAGAAGGUCCGAUGACGCAGUGAAAGCCAAAUCCAUUUUUCUGAAAUGCAAAGCAGAUGUGAUCCUUCCUGCUUAAUCGCAUUUUUAUUCUAUCCUUUAUCUUGUCAGAACUUUUUUUUCUUUUACAAUGUUGAUUUAUAAAAAAAAUUAAAAGUAUUAAAUUGAUGGUACAAUCAAUCUUAGGGGGAAAGAAAUGCUACUAAAGUCUUUAUAUUUAUCAUACAGAGGAAUCUGUUUAUUUGCUGUUUGCUGAUAGAAAGUCAACACAUUAAAGCACAUCAAUCAUUCAUUAGUAACAGUAAUAAGAUCAGAUAAUGGCAAUAAUAAGGUCACGCCAUUAACAAUGUAUCUCCCUUCGGACCCCAUGCAAACUAAAUUGUAUCAGGACUAAGAAUCUCAAUGUAUCUCUAAAAUGAUCACAAAAUCAAAUGUAAAGCAUAAAUGCAAAGUUCUUUGGGCUGUGAUCAUAAGGAAGUUUACCAUGUAGCUUUCCGCUAACGUCCUGGGUCAUUUCUGAGAAAUGUUAGAAUGCCACAAAACUACUCCUCCCUCUACCUGAAUGCUCGUGCUUUUGCACAUAUGAGUGUCAACUUCACCCACGUGUAGCCUACCACAAACUGCCUUUUCAUUAUCAACUCUCUCAAGUCUUCUGGUUAUAGGUUAAGUGAGACACAGUACACACAGUAAUCACGCUUUAGCUUAGCUGUAGAUGAAUGACUAAAAGCUCUAUGAAACAUAACAUUUCAAAAGCUUACAGGGUAUUUGAUCUUGUUAAUCAAACUUGUCCACACAUUUUUGAUUGACUAUGAUUUUGCUUUGGAUAGAAAGAUUGCAAUAGAGAUGCCUGUGGGUUUGUCACUCAGUUUCUUUGGUUCAGUUGGAUGUAAGGAGCAGGCAGGCCUCUAGAGGCUGCUAGCGGGGCUUUUAGACUCAUUUUAGACAUUCUUGAAUUAUUUGUCCCGAGACAGGUGCAUCUGAAAAACCACAAACUGUCAUUUUAUUUCACCUUAUAAUUAGCUGUAGUCUGAAGUAGGAAGUAGUGAUCAGAUUUCAGUGUUCUCUGGACGUUUGGAUCAACGUAGCUGUGCUCACAACUGUUGUCUUAAUGAUGGCUUAAAAUGGAAGAAUGAAGCUAAUAUUUGCCUUAACAUGCACGUCAGACAUUUCCAAGGUGAUGCUACCCUUGUUGGUUUAACCUGCACAGUUCAAAGCAUUCUCAAGACUUUUUCCUGUAAAUGUCUUUUAGUUUGAAGGAACUUGAGUUACUGGAUAGUUGUUACUGGUUAGUUGUUGUCUUAUCUGUGUUCUUGUUUUUUUCUUCCAUGUACGUCUUAAUCAUUUUCUGUUUCUUUGAGAUAAUCAUGAACUGUUAAGGAAUUUAAUUCACUGUCCCAAUACUAUCAAGCACCACUAUCAAAAGAAAGAAUCAUUGCAGAAAUGUAUACAAAAUAAUGUGCUUUGCUUCUCUUGAUUUCUCAAUGAAAGUACUUAGUGGGCUUAUUGUCACAUAUGUAGCAGCUCUUUUGCUUAAGUUAAAUGUACGUUGUUUUACAUGUGGUUGCUCUGUCUUGGCACAUAUGAACGUUUAAAAGAAAGGAAUAUUUAUGAGCACUGAAUAUUGGAAAAAUGAGAAUUGUAAACCCAGAUUCUGAGCAUCAAAGCUAAAAAUGCUGGAUUUUUAAAGCUCUGCUAGACCAAAGUUUUCUUUAUUUUGGCUGUUUGGAUCUCUUCUCAGGACCAGAGACUCUUUUGUCUUUAGACAAUAUGCAUUUUAUUGAGCUUUAGCAAAUGUGCCACACAGCUCCAGCCAACUUGAGAAAAUAUCUGAUCAGUCAAAAUGACUGAAAAAUACUGUACAUUUUGUUCAGGUACUGGAUCUGGAAAUCAAUGAGGCACAGAUAAACAAAAUUAUUUAUUUGUUAUUUCACAGAAUUUCUCAUUCAAAACAGAAAGGUACUGAAACAGUGUUUUUAAUGAUGGCGGGAUGGAAACGUCCAUAACACCAUUAAGACCUAAAAGUAAUAACAAUUUACAGAAAUAAUUCAAGUUAAGCGCUUCCAAUUUACCACUAAAGGAUUAUUGGUCAAUUGUACAAAACAUAUGAAAUCAAACAAAGUGCACAUCAUGAGCAAAACAUCAGUAUGAAUGAAGAUAAUCGUACCAUUCGUGUAAACAUGUUGUUGGGACACCAGACUCUUGGUGAAAGCGGCCUCUCAAGUGCUAACUGUGAUGUUUUGGUUUUUUUUACUGUUGCAGGAGCUACUACUGAUUGUGCCUUUUUUUUAUUCAAAGAGCAGAGCCACUGUGCAUGUAGCGAUCAUUGGUAUUCUGGAAAAAAGAUUAAAAAAAAAAAGUAGGACCAGCAGUAUUUACACAUCUGUAGUUUCACACUGUUCAACAUGCUUUGUUCAUAUUCUUUUAGAUUAAGUUAAUAUCAGAUGCCGUGUAUAAAGUGUAUUGGCACUGACAUUUUUCCAGACAUUUUAAAAGAAUGCAAGGUUUUUCAGGACACCAAUUAAACUGCAUCUAAUGUUCGCUAUUUGCAAACAUGUGUAUUUGCAAAGAAUGGCCUGGAUUUUGUUUGCAU
Messenger RNA from Cottoperca gobio, 4652 nucleotides. Its product is annotated as RNA polymerase II elongation factor ELL. The record is from RefSeq and is a predicted model, not a curated record. NCBI's taxonomy places the organism in Eukaryota, Metazoa, Chordata, Actinopteri, Perciformes, Bovichtidae. Bases 1 to 1803 code for a protein of 600 amino acids. Gene Ontology annotation, biological process: snRNA transcription by RNA polymerase II; transcription elongation by RNA polymerase II; positive regulation of transcription elongation by RNA polymerase II. Gene Ontology annotation, molecular function: cis-regulatory region sequence-specific DNA binding. Gene Ontology annotation, cellular component: transcription elongation factor complex. The transcript is spliced from 12 exons.